AUGUUGUUCCCUCUCCAAACAUUAACCCUCAUCUCCGCCAUCUCAGCUGCGGUCUUGCAGCCCUUACAGUCUAUAAACAACCAACUCUUGACCACAAACGGCUCCGAGAUCUUUUUGUUUUCCAAUGCAACGAAUGCAACCGCUUCACUACCCGCCGAGCCCGGCGCUGCUAUAGCGCGUUGCAGCGCCUCAAACUACGGCUCCAAUUUGAAUGUGAAAAGCUGCCAGAACGCUUUCGAAAGCGUCCAGUCCGACGACCAUUAUUCCAGCUUCGGCCUGCGACAUCACGUUGCUCAUUACAACGAAGUCCUUUCUUUUGUGUGGCUUAGCGGCGGCGAUGGUCGUCUUGCUGUCGUGAUGAAACCCAACUCCAACGCCAAUAUUCAGUGCGAGGAAGCGCCAAUAUAUCCAGCCCCCGCUGGAGCCGUCCGGGAAUGGCUGCGUUCGUGCGACGAUACCCUGGUCGAUGUGUCCGUGACGACGACGGUGAAAACAUUUGGUCCUCAUGAGCAUCCGAGCGUCGCGGUCGGUUUGCCCAGGUAG
Molecule: messenger RNA, 543 nt
Organism: Letharia lupina
Lineage: Eukaryota; Fungi; Ascomycota; Lecanoromycetes; Lecanorales; Parmeliaceae
Exons: 2
Coding region: 1-543 (180 amino acids)
Source: RefSeq, a predicted model, not a curated record